AUGGAGGGUGGUUGUAUGCUUCUUCCAGGCCAAAGGUUUUGCCCCAUGGAAGAUGAACUACUCAUGUCCUACCUUAAGCCUAAGGUGAACGGGAUGCAAGUGCCCGACAAUGAAGACCUGAUCUGCGAGAUGGAUCUUUAUGGUGACCAAGAUCCUUGGAAGAUAUGGGAGAGAUUUGAAGCAAGAAGGGCCAACGACUUGAGGAGGAACAAAGAUCUCUACUUCUUCACCCAAAAGAGGAAGAAGACUGCAACAAGCACACGUACAAGCCGAACAGUUGGGGGUGGCGGUACUUGGAAAGGCCUAAACGCAGCCAAGGAGAUGUAUCUUCUUGAUCAGAAUCAGCAGCCAACAUCUACUCUUCUUGGUUUCAAGAAAACCUUCACGUACAAGAACAAAAACUCUGUGCAUCAUGGUUGCUGGAUCAUGUAUGAGUUUGAACUUGAUAAGUCACAACUCCUGCACAAGAAACAAGUAAACAAGAAUGAAUACGUUCUUUGUUUGCUUAGGAAGAAUGAUGUACUACCGGAAAAGAAGAGAAAAAGGAAAAUAGAAGAGGAGAUGCCUAAAGACUAUGUCGAGGACGAUCCUGAAUCGGUUAUUGAGGAGCCGCAAGAGAAACGACUACGUCUUCUACCAUGCUUUCAUAUUGUGCCCGCACCAUCAUUGGAAGCUGGACAAGAACAAUUCUUGCAAGUGGAUGAGAAUAUGGGACUGCUACAAUUCGAGGCUGAUCAAAGAGCAUCGUCCUUGGAGUUGGCUGAAUUAGAAAAGUGGUUUGAACAAGAAUUUUAUGCUGAAAAUGUUACCUCGCUAGUUGAAGAGAAUUCAGGACUGCAACAAUUGGAAUCUGAACCUCAACUAGGAGAAGAAAAUUUGGAGCAGCAACUUGAUGCACCAUCAAUUGCAGCUGAUGACCUGCAGUCUCACUCAGACAAAAAUCGGGUGCAGUAA
Molecule: messenger RNA, 954 nt
Organism: Rosa chinensis
Lineage: Eukaryota; Viridiplantae; Streptophyta; Magnoliopsida; Rosales; Rosaceae
Exons: 2
Coding region: 1-954 (317 amino acids)
Biological process (GO): regulation of DNA-templated transcription
Molecular function (GO): DNA binding
Source: RefSeq, a predicted model, not a curated record